AUGGCGGUACUCAUCGAUCUGUUUUUUACAGGAAAAACGAUUCAAGUCAUAUGUCUCAUCAUGUAUCUGUACAAAGAGAAGGGACGUCACCCAUUCAUCAUAGUUGCCCCCAAGUCCACGACAGCCGGAUGGGUCAGGGAAUUUAAAAGAUGGGCUCACGAAUUGGUGGUGGUUGAAUUUCACGGGGAAGGGGACUCUUGUCAGUUAAUCGCUGACUACGAAUUAUUUCCCGACAACGACAACUUGAAAUGUCAUGUGGUCGUCACAACGGCUGAAGCGAUUGCAUUUUACCCUUCAUUGUUUUCAAGGGUUUCCUUAUGGGAAGUAUUAAUUGUAGACGAAGCUCACAGUUUGAAGGCAGGAGAAACAACUCAAUUAUUCAGAAAUCUAAAUAAAAGAAUAAAUGUUUACUUUAAAGUGUUACUCACUGGAACUCCAUUGAUGAAUAAAAUUGAUGAACUCUUUAAUUUGCUAAAUUUCCUCGGACACAAAGAAUUCUCGGAUCCCAAGAAGUUGGCGGAAGAGUAUCAGGGAUUGCCCUCGGCGGAGCAGUUACCCGCGUUGCACAAAUUACUCAAACGUUACUUCCUGAGGCGUACGAAGAGUCAAGUGGACUUGGGCCUUCCUCCCAUGGACGAUGUCAUUGUGCGUGUUAGCAUGACGCCGAUUCAAAAGAGAAUCUACAAAGAAACCUUUGAGAAAAAUGCUGAAUUCUUACGACAAGUCGCAAAGUCCCGCAAACAAGAGAACCUGAGCGAUGAAGAACGGCAGAAAAUGUUGGUUGAAUCCAGUGGAAAACUCAUCCUUCUGAAAGACAUGCUGAAGAAAUUACAUGAAACCGGUCAUAAAGUGCUCAUAUUUUCUCAGUUUCUGGAUAUGUUGUCCAUACUGGAGGAAUUUUGUGAAGAUAAUAAUUAUUUUUACACAAAACUUGAUGGGUCAACGUCUCACGAAGUAAGACAAAAAAAUAUUUCCGCUUUUCAAGCGCCAGACUCGAAAAUUUUCUUAUUUUUGCUUUCUACUCGGGCUGGCGGUGUUGGAUUGAAUUUAAGCAAGUAUAGUUCGGUCGAAUUGGCCGCGGAUACCGUUUUCAUCCUCGAUCCGGACUUCAAUCCUCACCAAGAUCUUCAAGCAUUGAGCCGAGUGCACAGGAUUGGUCAAACUAAGCCUGUAAAAGUGUUCCGAUUUGUAACGCAAUUUUCCGUUGAAGAGCGUAUUGUCGAGAAGGGUAAACUCAAACUGGCUAGAACUGAAUUGGUGGUAGAGAAAAUGGACGACGAAGUCCUUGAUAUUGAUGAAGUAGAUGACAUUAUUCGCUGCGGUGUUCAAGCUUUGUUCAGCGAAAAUCCAAAUGAGAAACCAGUAGGGAAUUAUACCGAAGAGGCUAUUGAAAAACUAUUAGAUCGAAGUCAGAUGAAAGUCGAAAAGGAGGCCCCCGAUGCAAAUAGCUUGACCGGCUUCGCUUUCGCCAGAGUUUGGGAUAGCGAAAAUCAAAUAAUUGUCAAUGAAGAAAUAAGGAUUGAAAAUAGGGUCGAGGGUUCCGAAGCAAAAGAUUUUUGGGUGAAACUCCUCGCUCACGUUGAUACUGCGUCAAAAACUGAGGAACACCUUCUUGGAAAGGGCGCAAGAAAUCGAAAGAAGAUUGAUUAUUAUGAAGGAGACCAUAACACACCCAGAAAACCGAGGGGAAAGAAGAAAAUCACUUUGGAUCCAGACUUUGUUCCGGUUGAAGUUGUCGAAUCCCCUUCAUCUUCAUCUAGCAGCGAUGAUGCAGAAGAUAACAUGGAUCUCAGUUCUAAACAUUCUGGCGCUCCUUAUUCUUCCAAUCAGCAACCUCAAAAUCAGAACAUAUAUCCUAAUCUUAAUUCCGGAGAAACGACCAAACUUGAUAAUAAUUCGAGCAUAUCAGCCAACCUCAAUAAUUCGAGCAUAUCCGCCAACCUUAGUAGUCCGAGCAUAGCUGUGAACUUUAAUAACGCUAACAUAGCGGCCAACCAUAAAAGUUCAAACAUACCGACCAACCUCAUAAACCAGAGCAUAGCUACCAACCUCAAAAAUUCGAGCAUAACGGCCAUCAUCAAGAAUUCGGAUAGUCGGGCCUAUCCCGUCUCCGGCGAAUCCCCUUCCAACAUACCAGAUUCUAGCGAAAAUCUUGAAAAACAAGCCAAGUUGACAAACAUUUUACCCCGCCCGGUCGGAAUCGACGUUUCUCAAGC
Molecule: messenger RNA, 2216 nt
Organism: Acaulospora colombiana
Lineage: Eukaryota; Fungi; Glomeromycota; Glomeromycetes; Diversisporales; Acaulosporaceae
Source: the annotation of a GenBank genome assembly